AUGUCAGGGACUUUUAGUGUGGAUAGCAAAACUAAAGAGUUUCAGCCUUUGUAUGAAUUCGGCUCUAACUAUGCCCCUCGAGUAUCUUAUCACAUAAAUCCUGAAGUAUCACAUUACCACUAUGGAGUACGACAUCCUAUGAAACCCUUUCGCUUGAUGCUGACGGAUCAUUUAGUCUCGGGGUAUGGACUACACAAAAUCAUGGAUCUAUACAAGACUAGAAAAGCCACUGCAGAAGAAAUGGAAGAAUUUCAUUCGGAAGACUACGUUAAUUUCCUUUCAAAAGUAACACCAGAGAAUUUGAGUAAACUUCCGAGAGGUACCUUAGAGAAAUUUAACAUUGGUGAUGAUUGUCCGAUUUUCCCAAAUAUAUUCCAGUACAGUUCAUUGUACACAGGGGCAUCUCUUGAUGCUUCUAGAAAGUUGAUAAAUAACCAAUCAGAUAUUGCAAUCAAUUGGUCAGGUGGGUUACAUCACGCCAAAAAGAAUAGCCCUUCUGGUUUCUGUUAUAUUAAUGAUAUUGUCCUGGCAAUAUUAAACCUGCUGCGGUAUCAUCCUAGAGUCUUGUACAUUGACAUCGAUUUGCAUCAUGGUGACGGUGUCCAGGAAGCCUUUUACACCACUGAUCGUGUAUAUACUAUUUCAUUUCACAAAUAUAAUGGAGAGUUUUUUCCAGGAACGGGUAAAAACGAUGAAACAGGUUGUGCAGAUGGUAAGCAUUUUGCUAUGAAUGUGCCUUUAGAAGAUGGUAUCGAUGACGACUCGUAUAUCAAUCUUUUCAAAUCCAUAAUAGAUCCACUAAUCACUACAUUUAAGCCAACUGUUAUCUUGCAACAAUGUGGUGCCGACUCUUUGGGACACGAUAGGCUGGGAUGUUUCAAUCUUAAUAUUAAAGCUCACGGUGAAUGUGUUAAAUUUGUAAGAAGUUUUGGUAUUCCCAUGUUAGUAGUUGGUGGUGGUGGUUACACACCGAGAAACGUCUCCAGAUUGUGGACUUACGAAACAGGUAUUCUGAAUAAUGUUCUCUUACCGGAAGAACUACCAGAUAAUUUACCAUUUAAGGAAAGUUUUGGGCCAGACUACUCGUUAUAUCCAGUUCUAGAUAACUUAUACGAGAAUAGAAACAGCAAAAAGUUCCUGGAAGACAUAAGGAUUAGAUGCUUGGAGAACAUCAGGUUUUUGCAAGGUGCACCGAGUGUACGUAUGGAUGCAGAGAAUAUACCUACACAGGAUAUCUCGGGUCUUACAGAAGAAGAAGAAGAGCUGAUAAAAGAGAUGAACGAGGAGGAUGAGGACUGGAGACUCCAAGAGAUUGAGAAAGAGAACGCAAAGAUGAUGGAACUCAUAUAUUAG
Messenger RNA from Nakaseomyces glabratus, 1353 nucleotides. It is a transcript of the gene HOS2, whose product is annotated as histone deacetylase HOS2. NCBI's taxonomy places the organism in Eukaryota, Fungi, Ascomycota, Saccharomycetes, Saccharomycetales, Saccharomycetaceae. The record is from RefSeq and is a predicted model, not a curated record. Gene Ontology annotation, cellular component: nucleus; Rpd3L-Expanded complex. Gene Ontology annotation, molecular function: histone deacetylase activity.